Paramecium primaurelia is the source of this 786-nucleotide messenger RNA. The record is from the annotation of a GenBank genome assembly. NCBI's taxonomy places the organism in Eukaryota, Ciliophora, Oligohymenophorea, Peniculida, Parameciidae.
AUGUUUUCAUCGAUAUCGGUUUCUCUUUAAGAUUUAAGGGGUUAGAGAAUAAUUUCUACUAAUGGCAUAUCAAAUUAUCGAAAUUUUUAAAGAAUGCCGAUUACUAAAACAAAUUAUAAAAGAUAAUACUUAUAAGGAGCAUCAAAUAGGGUUAAAUCAUUAAAAGAGGAAUCUAAUUUCAUAUAAUUAUGUAGUGAUAGAAAAGAUAACGAGAAACAAUUUAAGUUUAAUAAACAAAGUUAACUACUAAAUUAUAGGAAUUUUCAUUUGCAUAAAUAAUACCCACUCACUUAAAGGGAAUAAUAAAAUGAAAUUGAUAGUUCAAAUAAAAUUAAUAGUGGAAAAUAGAUGUUUAAAAACUCAUCAUUGAAAUUGAUAACUGAUUCUAAUAAUCAAUUAAUUGAAUUAGUAUGUUCAUCUGAACCAGUUAUAUAAAAAAAUAAAAAAACUAAUUCUAUUUCUAAUGUUCAAAAAGUAGAAGAAAGAAUAAAUAAUAAUAAUAAUAAUAAUAAUAAUAAUAAUAAUAAUAAUAAUAAUAAUAAUAAUAAUAAUAAUAAUAAUAAUAAUAAUAAUAAUACUAAGAGAAUAUCAUCUGCAAAUAAUCAUCUUUAAUUAAUAAUUUCGUCAACAAAUAAUAAAGAGGAUUUAUUAAUUAAAAGUACCCAAUCUACUCAAAAUUAUAUAUCAAAAGUUUUAAUUAAAGAAAAUAAACUAGAUAGAAGUUUGAAGACUAAAAUACCAACUUCUUUUGUUGGAACAAAGAAAUUUUUAAAGUAAUUUAUUUGA